GAAGAAGACGACGACGAAGAAGAAGACGAAGAAGACGAAGAAGACGAACGGCGACUCAGGACACAGGAAAUAGUUGUUGUUACUGUCAGUCGAGGCAAGGGAACAGAUAGAUAGCGCAGAACGAGAUUGUUGGGGAAACAAUUUAAAUAGAGAGACAUUACGCGAAACAUUGUGUUCCUUCGCUGGAGUCAAAUGGGGGGCUGCACGGUGGAGACUGGUUAGAGCGUCAGCCUCACAGUUCUGAGGACCCGGGUUCAAUCCCCGGCCCCGCCUCUGUGGAGUUUGCAUGUUCUUCCCUGUGCCUGCGUGGGCCACUCCGGUUUCCUCCCACAUCCCAAAAACAUGCAUAAAUUGGAGCCUCUCAAUUGCCCGUAGGUGUGCAUGUGAGUGCGAAUGGUUGUCUGUUUGUAUGUGCGCUGCGAUUGGCUGGCAACCAGUUCAGGGUGUACCCCGCUGACAGCUGGGAUAGGCGCCAGCACGCCCGCGACCCCUAGUGAGGAGAAGCGGCUCAGAAAAUGGAUGGAUGGAUGGAUGUUUGUACAGGUUUCUAACGCACUGACGAUAAGGGCGAUUAAGCGUCCAAAGGGGUUGACUCACAAUUUAUAAACGUGCAACAGCGUCCGACGUUAAGGGUUUUUAACACGAACCAAGUUGUGGUGGCCCUGUCAGAACGUGUAUUGGCCCCCGUAUAUUCAUGAUAUAGUAUGUUAAGUGUUAUUGAUUAUUUAGUGUUUAGCAUCUUUAUAUUGGAGCCCCUUUAAGAAAUUAUUAGUACAGUUGGAUUCAUGGUUAUAACUCUACUAGCCUCACUAAAAUCAAGGUAUUCAUUACAGUUGCACCAAUUAAUCAAAUUAUUCAAAUAUUUACUUAGCACUGACGUUCCAACAAUGCUUUAUCUUGUGUCUUGAUGUUGUGCACACGAUGGCGAAAGUGCUCCGAUCAGGGUUUUCGAUUCCGAUAUUCCAUGAGUGAGAUCUGCCAAUACCGAUCAUAUAGAUUAGCUGUACAUUUUUCAAUGUAUUUAUGGUGAGUGCUAUUGGCUCUAUGAUCUGACAAGUUUGUUUGGGUUUGCUUCGCAGUGGGAAGGGGACACUACACUAAUUAAGGCUGGGCAAGUAUGGAAAAAAAUAAUAAUCACGAUCAUUUUGAUUGAUAUUAAAAUCAUGUAUCAUCAAUCCAUUAACACGAUUAUUCAUUGAUUUCAAAACGUUGUGUUGAUUCAACUAUCAACACUCAACUUUAAAUAUAACUUCAAAGAACAACCAGAAAAUAAAUUAGUAACAAAUAAAACAUUAAUGCAUUAUCCAUCCAUCCCAUCCAUUUUCUUUAUCGCUUAUGCUCACGCGGGCUUGCUGGAGCCUAUCCCAGGUAUCUUCGGGCGGGAGGCGGGGUACACCCUGAACUGGUCGCCAACCAAUCGCAGGGCACAUUGAAACAACCAACCAUUCGCACUCACAUUCACACCUACGGAAAAAAAAAAAAAAAAAAGGAAAAGAAGAAGAUGGCUAAAAACGUGCCAAUGAAUGUUACCCAUAUUGUCAAUUAUAUAUAUGACUAAAAAAAUUCUGGCAUUCAGCAAAUAGAAAUAAUUGUGGUAAUCCUAAUUGACCUAAAAAAAUGAAUGAAGUUUUGUCUGAUAUCAUGUAACUGGUCAUAUUUAUCUACUUGAUGUCCUUCAUACACUACUCACAAAAUGUUCGGGAUAUUUGUCUUCCCAGUGACAUUUCAGGAUGAACCAAAAAUGCCUUUACAGGGGAACUUAAUUUGACCUAAACAUUUUUGAAUGCACAUUUCCAACAGUCCAACGUUGAUUGGUACUUUUUGCACAAUUUGUCACACAAUUUGUUGUUCGCUAACAAUAACCUGCAAAGGUUAUAAUAGUGCAUUUUGCAUCCAUCCUGAAAUUUUACCCAGAAGAAUUUUCCUGACUUUGCGUGAAUAGUGUAUCUGACUGUACCUGUUUGUUGACAACGCUUCUUUGGCUGGUCAGAACGUCCGCUGCCUUUGCCUUCGCUAAGGCUCCUGGUCCCACCUCUGCGGUUGAUGUCUGCCGUCAUGUGGAAGGUGGUUCAUUUGCGGAGCACAAAGCAUUAUGGGAGAGUGGUGGAGUUUAUUUCCUUGGUGAAUGAAGCCAUCCCUGAUAUAUUGACUCACAGACAGAGGAAGCUGAUUACUCUGGGAUUGAAAAUAAAGAUGUCUUUACAGAUGUUAAGCUCUGAUCAGGAUGUUAAAUGUGUUAAAACCGUAUUGGAGAGCAUCCUACCAGGCAGCUCAGAGCAGGCCCUUCCAACAAAUGAAGCUUUUGAGAACCACUUGGUUGCACUGGUUCAGAGACUUGUGGAUGACCAUGAAUGGAGAGAACACUUCCUGAAGAAUGAGUUCCCUGUGCAUUAUGGGCCAGACUUUGAUACAGCACUGGAAACUUUGGUGUCUGAGUUCUUCUCCAGAUUGGACGAGCUGUUGCUUAUUCCGGAUUUUAAACAGACCUCAAUUUGGAUUGGCGAUGAUGCAUCGUCACUGCUAGAAGACUACAUGCAGUAUGCUUGUGAAGCUAAGGACUUCACAGUCGUGCUCAAAGGCACAAUCCAAAGAGGAAAAUUAGCCAAGAUGAACACCAAUGACACGUCUACCUCAGAAGAACAGCUCGUCUCAUCACUAGCUGUCCCUGUCUCAACCAGGGAGACAAACUCGUCCUUGACUGAUGACAGUCAAGAGUGCUUCCCAUUGAGUACCACAGAUGUGGAAGAAAUCACUUGGGUAUCUGCAGCCCAACAGGAACCUGAGAUUUGCUCUCGGGAAGAAACGGUUCUGCCAAAUCUGAGCAAUAGCAAGGAAGAAGGAACAGCAGUUGAGCUUUCUGUUUUGGAUGACCAAGCUUUAGCCACCUCCCCAGCUCCUUCCACAUCCGCUCUCCAUUCUGCAUCAUCCAGCUCUACCAUUGGCCCUCAGCAGCAAAGGGUUGCACACAGAUGCGCUCACUGUAGCAAGUGCUAUAUUUAUCGUUACGAACUCCUGGAACAUCAGAGGAUCCACACUGGAGAGAUGCCUUACAAGUGUACUCAAUGCGGAAAGGCCUUUAGGAGAAGCUCGGAUCUGUCUAGUCACAGGCGGUCACAGUGCACAAAAGCUGCCUACGUUUGCCUCAAAUGUGGCAAUAGCUUUCAGUCAAUACAGCACAAAUUUAAACACCAGUGUGUUCACAGUACACGAACAUUUGACUGUUCUCACUGUGGAAAAAGCUAUAAGAGGAUGUGCCAGUUGGAAAAGCAUGAGCUGUUUCACACUCAGAAGCGGAUCUUCACAUGCAGAAAGUGUGGGGAGAAGUUCUCUAGUAUGAGUGAGCUGAAAUUUCAUCAGAAGAUUCAUCUUGUUGGGCUGUCCAAUCAGUGCGCACGAUGUGGGAAGAUGUUCUCUUCUUCAGCGUCUUUGGAAGCUCAUGAAGAGAGCCACAGAACACAGAAAACACACGUUUGUGCACUUUGCGGCAAAUCCUUCAAGAACAAACACGACCUGACCCGUCACAAUCGCAUUCACACAGGCGAGAGGCCGCAUCAGUGCACAUACUGUGAGAAACGUUUCUUCAUGUUAACAAGCCUCACCGUACACAUACGGACCCAUACGGGAGAGAAACCAUACCUGUGUUCUGACUGCGGCAAAGCUUUCGCGUCAGCCGGUGAGCUGCAGAUACACAGACGCACCCACACAGGAGAGAGGCCCUACAAAUGCACCGUGUGCGAAAAAGGUUUCACCAUGGCGCACAAACUAACUCGUCAUAUGCGUGUUCACACCGGGGAGCGACCUUACGUCUGCUCUGAAUGUGGAAAAGCCUUUUCAAGUAGCACCCAGCUGAAAAUUCAUAACAUGAACCACACAGGAGUCCGACCCUACACAUGUGAGUUGUGUUCUAAAGGCUACAGGUGUCUCAAUCACCUGAAGAGGCAUUUGAAAUCUCACGGCAUCUAUCAAGUAUCUGUCUGAUUCGAACCAUGCAUACAUUUUCUAUGCUGAUGUCACAGAUGAGAUGGAGCCUAGCUCAGCUGACUUUGGGCAAGGUACACCCCCUCGGCUGGCCGUCAGUCAAUCGCAGGGCACUAUGGACACAACCAUUCACACUCGCAUUCACACGUAUGGGAAAUGUAGUCUUCAAUGAACCUAGCAGUUGUGUUUUGGGGAUAUGCUUUCUUUCAUGUCAAAUUUUGCCUGCACUUACUAGCGCUGUUGUCAUCGAGGUUGAAUACUUUUUUGCUUUCUCAAGAAUUUGUCACAGAAAUACUUGCUAAGUUGCUAUUAUUUAAUUGAUCGAUUUACACACUAUGUCAGAUCUGUUUUAAACCAAUAAUAUACAAAUGUUGAACCUGAAAUGUCAUCUUUGUCUGCACUGUCAUUACUUGGGCGGUAAUAAAUCGUGCCUCUAACAGUAGGGGAAAUUGCACCAGGGACCCUUCCUUCUCAGUCUGCAUUCUUAAUCAAAUGUAUACAUUUUAUAUCAUGGCCUUUAAGGCCAAACACGCUCCAUGUAUUCGCUCCAUGUAUUUGCUUGUUCAAAAAGCACACAGGUGUUAAUGUUAUGAAUCAUCGCUGCACAAAAUACAUGCCAGCCAUAUAUAUUUUUUCCAAACACUUAAAACGAGAGAUGGCAAAAACACUGUCUGUACUUAAGUAGAAGUACUGAUACUUGUUUUAAAAAAUAAAAA
Phycodurus eques (leafy seadragon) is the source of this 4694-nucleotide messenger RNA. RefSeq names its product zinc finger protein ZFMSA12A-like. The transcript has 7 exons. Gene Ontology annotation, molecular function: RNA polymerase II cis-regulatory region sequence-specific DNA binding; DNA-binding transcription factor activity. Gene Ontology annotation, biological process: regulation of transcription by RNA polymerase II. The record is from RefSeq and is a predicted model, not a curated record. Lineage: Eukaryota; Metazoa; Chordata; Actinopteri; Syngnathiformes; Syngnathidae. Bases 2044 to 3978 code for a protein of 644 amino acids.